Molecule: messenger RNA, 1383 nt
Organism: Octopus sinensis (East Asian common octopus)
Lineage: Eukaryota; Metazoa; Mollusca; Cephalopoda; Octopoda; Octopodidae
Product: beta-1,3-galactosyltransferase 1-like
Exons: 2
Coding region: 112-765 (217 amino acids)
Cellular component (GO): membrane
Molecular function (GO): hexosyltransferase activity
Source: RefSeq, a predicted model, not a curated record
ACGAUCAACCAGUGACAAAUGCGAGUGAUCAACAACAGCAGUCAAAGCAAUACGCAUUGAGAGGCAUUUUCUUAUCUUGAAUUAUUUGUGUCUUUCCGUACAAACUGAAAAAUGAUUAUCACACCAAAACUCAGUGUUUUAGUUUCAAUAGUCAGUAUAUAUUUUGCAUGUAUAAGUUUUGCUCUUGAACAGUCGUACUUCGAUAAAAGAACAUCGAUAUUAAAACAUACCAAAGUGACUUAUAGAAAAAAACCGAAGCGUUCAAAUGUUCCAGAUGAGUAUUAUGAUAAACCACGACCUUACAAACACAACUUCAAAAGACUUAUCAAUGAACCAGAUCUCUGUUCUAGGCAUGAACGACUUUUACUUCUCUAUAUUGUUAGAAGCUUUCACACCAAUUUUGGUCGUCGGGAAAUACUAAGAGAAAUAUUCCAGGAUAUUCCGCAUGAUCCUUACUCAAAAAAUAUAAUUGUUAGACAUGUUUUCAUAUUUGGUAAAACAAAAAAUUCUACAUUAGAAUCCUUAAUUCAGAACGAGGGUAAUGAGUAUAGAGAUAUCAUUCAGGAAGAUUUUAUGGAGUCCUACACUAAUAUUUCAUUAAAAACAAUAAUGGCGUGGAAAUGGAGUGUAGAAUUUUGUGGUAACGCUGAUUAUGUGAUGGUCAUGAACGAUGAACUUUUUGUAGAUCAAUACAAAUUGGUGCCUUAUCUCCAUUAUCAGUUGCUUCAAUCAACACGUAAAGAUCGUUUUGUAGCCUGUUACUGAUAUGAAGAUUCAGGAGAUGUAAAAUUCUUUCACGAAGUGAAACACGUUCCUCAGAAUAUUCUUUACAAAGGAAAGCGCUUUCCCCGAUUUUGUAAUGGCGUGGGUUAUGUGGCACAUAUUUUUCUAAUUAAUAAACUGUAUAUUGCUGCGUUGGACAACCAUGUUUUUAUGCCUGAUGAUGCUUGGAAUGGACUUUUAGCAGAAAAAUUGAAUAUAGAGCUACCUUACUCAAAUAAAUUUUAUGAAUUUUACAAUCCUAUUCAGAAAUUUUCUUCACCUGAUUAUGAGUCAAGUGUUAUAAUGUUUGCAGUAACUGAUAAGAGAAGUAAUAGGAAUCACGUGGACGCUAUAGAAGAAAAACUUUUAACCAUUUUUGCUAAUCGCAGCGCCAAGAACCAAGGAGAAAUUUUGUAUAUUGAACAUAAUACAGACGAAAUAUCUUAUAUUCGUGUGUGGCUGAUAAUUAUAGCAAUAAUCCUAUGUUUUGUACUUUACGAAACAAGAAAAUAUUUUCGAAGGUUCUCAAUUAUAUAUUUCAAAAUUUGACAUUUAUGUAAGUUUUUUUAAUAUGAUUUAUAAAUACAAUUCAUAAAAUAUGUUGGUAUUAAUGGAAACGAG